Molecule: messenger RNA, 650 nt
Organism: Scleropages formosus (Asian bonytongue)
Lineage: Eukaryota; Metazoa; Chordata; Actinopteri; Osteoglossiformes; Osteoglossidae
Product: hemoglobin subunit beta-like
Exons: 3
Coding region: 71-517 (148 amino acids)
Biological process (GO): hydrogen peroxide catabolic process; oxygen transport
Cellular component (GO): hemoglobin complex; haptoglobin-hemoglobin complex; blood microparticle
Molecular function (GO): haptoglobin binding; heme binding; oxygen carrier activity
Source: RefSeq, a predicted model, not a curated record
CGCGGUCGAAUGAGUACUGAAUUCACUUCGAGAGCUUUGUGCGUCGUACUAGAAGAACCCAAACGGCAACAUGGUCGAGUGGACUGCUGGCGAGCGUAACGCCAUCCUGAGCCUGUGGGGAAAGAUAUCCGUCGAUGAACUCGGGCCCCUGGCUAUCCAAAGGCUUCUGAUCGUUUACCCCUGGACCCAGAGGUACUUCGGUUCUUUCGGCAAUGUUUCCACUCCUGCUGCCAUCAGGGGCAACGCUAAGGUGGCUAACCACGGAAAGGUCGUGAUGGGCGGACUGGACAGGGCCAUCAAGAACAUGGACAACAUCAAGGGUGUCUACAAGGAUCUGAGUGUGAUGCACUCCGAGAAGCUGCAUGUCGACCCCGAUAACUUCAGGCUUCUGUCUGACUGCAUCACUGUGGUCGUUGCUGAGAAAUUCGGUCCCCACGUGUUCACUCCCGAAGUCCAGGAGGCCUGGCAGAAGUUCCUCAAUGUGGUGGCCUCUGCUCUGAGCAGACAGUACCACUAGGAGCACUCCUGAAAUUGGAAAUGCAGAGAACAGCUUCAUCCAAUCAUAUUCUUCAACAAUGAAGUACAAUGUCAUAUUAUGAAAUAAUAUGGCUGUGAUCUUCAAUAAAAUAAAGAAUAAAAUUUUAAAAAUA